AUGAUCAUGGUCCAGAAAUCCGUCAACAUCAUAUCCUCGCCGACGGCCAUGCACCGGCGUCUCCCCUCGGCCCCUUCCUUCACUCUCCAGGCGACAAGGACGCCCGGUCUUCUCAGCCUUUCCAAGCCGGCACCCGCCGCGCGCCGUGCCCAGAAGCAGGCGCAACCAAAGGAGGUCAAGACAUCUCCCAAGGCGGCCAAGAAGGCGGCUGUUUCCGAGAACUCCAAGGACGUCCAUGCGUCCAAGGAUGUGUCUCCUGCGGCAAAGUCGUCCAAGGCGACGACGCCGGCAUCGGCCGAGAAGGACCGGUCCCCCCGCGGCAGGCGCGCAAAGACUGCUGCGAAGGACAAGGCCGCACCCGUUCCCGUUCCCAGGAACGCCUCGCACUCUCGCAACGGGACUCGCCGCCGUCAGGCCCACCACCAGGGCUCCCCGCCUCAGCCGUCGGUUCUCGCCAACCGCCGCUCGCCCUCGCCGGCGCUGGACACUUCAAACCAGUUCGAUCCCUUCCUGAGCAACUCCUCGUCAGAGACCGAGUCAGAGAAGGAUUCGGGCCGCAUCACGCCGCCCCCGGUCUUGAAGACCAUCCAGGCACCUUCCAGCGAGCCCAAGCUCGUCUCGCGCCCGUCAGGCAAGCUUGCGCGUCGUCGCCACCCUCUCGCGGACGCUCCCGGAACGCCGACCCCCUCUCGGGCGGUGCCGGUGCCUCGUGGCAAGGCGCAGCCACGUGAACAGGCUGUGCCCAUCAGUCGCUCGGCCCCACAACAGCCGGUUCCGGCCCGGCCGAAGCCGACUCACGCCCACACUUCGGAAGUUGCCGCUAUGUUCCCCGUCUGCGACGACAACGAAGACGAGGACUCCGUCGACGUUCCCGUGACCUGGCAGCAGGCCGUGCUCAACGACGACGGUCCUCGUACUGCGCCGCUCUCGUCCAAGUUCGUGGACGUGCCGUUCUUUGCCCGCGUCUCGACUCCGACGCCGGCCCGUCGUCGUGCCGAGCACGUCCGCUCUCCCUCCGAGGGCGUCUUCAACUUGAGCUUCGACGACGACAGCUCGACGACUUCUUCCACGGGCCCAGAGGAGCUCAAGGCCCUUGCUGGUCUCCUCCCGCGUCGUCGUAUCGUUUCGGCUUCGUCAUCGCCGGCCUCUCGUAAGAUCGCUGCUCCUGUUCCCACCGAUGCUGGCAUGUAUCCCGCGCCCUUCUUCGCCUCGUCGAACUUCCAAAAUUCGCCGAGCCCCGACGAGCUGCCGCCGCCGUCGUUCUAA
Peniophora sp. CBMAI 1063 is the source of this 1266-nucleotide messenger RNA. The record is from the annotation of a GenBank genome assembly. NCBI's taxonomy places the organism in Eukaryota, Fungi, Basidiomycota, Agaricomycetes, Russulales, Peniophoraceae.